Molecule: messenger RNA, 644 nt
Organism: Zychaea mexicana
Lineage: Eukaryota; Fungi; Mucoromycota; Mucoromycetes; Mucorales; Lichtheimiaceae
Exons: 2
Coding region: 53-481 (142 amino acids)
Source: RefSeq, a predicted model, not a curated record
CUUCUUCAUUAUCUUUGUCCUUAUCCUUAUCGUCGUCAAACUGGUUGAAAAUAUGUUGCAAUUCUGCAUCGUUUCGUUUUUCCUGACCCUCAUUAGUGCCACGGCUUUCUGGUCUUUUCAAGUCCUUUUCUUUCUUAUCUCGCCUUUACUCUCUUUUUCCUUUCCACAAACCUUGAAGACGGUGGCGUGUCUUCCAACAAAGCGUCCAAUUCAUCUUGAUGGUCUUGUUGUAGAGCUGCUUUUUCAUCCAAUUCGUCCGUUUCAGCCAUGGCACUGCUUUCCGAGUGUAACCCCACUUUCUCGUCAAACUCGUCGACAAGUUCAUCCGGAUCGGGUGGUGAUUUAUCGCUAUUAUUGUCAUUUCUAUUGUCUUUUAUCUUUUUGUUUGCGUCCAUUACAGUCCCCUUUUUCAAAUGAGUUGUGUGUGUGUAUGUGUAUGUCUUUUUUACAAAGAAAGAAAGAGGUUCCAGGUCCCAAAUAGUACUAAACUAUAAGCCCGCCUCGCUUGGAGAGGCGGCAUUUGAACAUGCACAUGAUUCCAAGUGUUCUAAGGAGCAGGAGAAUUCCCUUACAUUCUAGCGAACUUUUUACUAUACGAAUUCAACCGUGACAGCUUUAUAAGCUGAACAAUAAAAUUGUCUAGC